AAAGGAAGGGGGAGGAUCUCUAGUUCUGGGACCUGCCUCUCUCCCUGUCCCCACCCCUUCCAGGCAAAGCAAACGCAGGUCUUCCUAAUGGAAGAAACCGGCGGGCGGGCUGACAGAGAAGGCUCUUGACAGGGAGGAAGGAGGAGGCAGAGGGAGGCGAGCCCACCCCGGCUAGUGCUAAGGCGCUUUCAGCAGGGGAAGGGAACCCUUUUCCCCGGGCGUCUGCAGACUAAGGGAAUGUAUUUAGUUCACACAAACAUGGCUGCUGCCUUCAGAGCUGCAAACCGAGUGUUGUGUCCAUUCACGAAAAGCAGCAGCUGCAGUCAAAUGAGAGUCCAAAUACAAUGGAGAGGUCAGUCAACAGCAGCAGCAGCCACACAAACAAAAAGAACAGAGCCUCAAAUUCAGCCUGAAAAGAGGAAAACUAAAACAGGAAUCUUGAUGUUAAACAUGGGGGGCCCAGAAACACUGGGAGAUGUCCAUGAUUUCCUACUUAGGCUUUUCCUAGAUAAGGACCUGAUGACGCUUCCAGCACAAAAUAAGCUGGCGCCAUUUAUUGCCAAACGUCGCACACCGAAAAUCCAAGAACAAUAUAGCAGGAUCGGAGGAGGGUCACCAAUUAAAAAGUGGACUGUAACACAGGGAGAAGGCAUGGUGAAACUGCUGGAUGAAAUGUCUCCUCACACUGCGCCUCACAGAUACUAUAUUGGAUUUCGGUAUGUCCAUCCUCUGACAGAAGAAGCAAUUGAAGAGAUGGAGAAAGAUGGCGUUGAGAGGGCUAUUGCAUUUACACAGUACCCGCAGUACAGCUGUUCUACCACAGGAAGCAGCCUAAAUGCCAUUUAUCGCUACUAUAAUAAAAAGGGGGAGAAGCCAAAGAUGAAAUGGAGCAUUAUUGACAGGUGGCCCACACAUCCCCUUCUCAUUCAGUGCUUUGCAGACCACAUACAGAAAGAACUGGAUCUGUUUCCACCUGAGAAAAGGAAAGAUGUUGUCAUUCUGUUCUCGGCUCACUCGCUCCCAAUGUCUGUAGUGAACCGUGGCGAUCCGUACCCUCAAGAGGUGGGAGCUACUGUCCAAAGAGUCAUGGAGAAGCUCAACUUUUCCAACCCCUAUAGGCUCGUAUGGCAAUCCAAGGUUGGCCCAAUGCCCUGGCUGGGUCCUCAGACAGAUGAAACUAUUGAAGGGCUCUGUCAAAGGGGACAGAAGAACAUUUUGUUGGUUCCAAUAGCAUUUACCAGUGACCACAUUGAAACUCUCUAUGAGCUGGAUAUUGAAUAUGCUCAAGUUUUAGCAAAUGAGUGUGGAGUUGAAAACAUCAGAAGAGCAGAGUCUCUUAAUGGAAAUCCAUUGUUCUCCAAGGCACUGGCAGACUUGGUCUGUUCACAUAUCCAGUCGAAUGAAAUCUGCUCCAAGCAGUUAACCCUCCGCUGUCCGCUUUGUGUAAAUCCUGUUUGCAGGGAGGCAAAAUCCUUCUUCACUAAUCAACAGUUGUGAUGUGCAGCAUAGAAGAACACACUUGUUUUGUACAGGGAAAUCGCUUAAUGGUGCAACAAUACAAACAUCAGAAAUUGCACAGAUACCAAUUGCACAAGCUACACAAAUAGCCAACUCUAGCAUUUUGGUACACUCUUCUAACCCCAGUGGCUUCAGUGGGCUUGCAGUUUUGUAACUGAGGAGAAUUUGAAGUUUUUCUUUUUUUCUUUUUUAUUUGAGAGAUGUGGGUGGAAGAGAAGGAAGGAAGGGCUUGAUGCAGUGAGGUGCUGAGAGGUCUCAAUUCCCCUGGGUCUAAUGAGCACUUCAUAGCAUCAGGCCCAAAAGUAAGCACUGAAAAACCUUUGAUACAAACUGGCAUCUAAAGCUCUUUGCAGGGAGUUCUUUAUAUGCACUAAUGUCAUGAAUAUAUUCAUUUCAGCCUUCCAGGUAGAGUUGUACUAUUUUUUUUUUAUGAUACCGGUGCAGUAUUGCUAACACAGUUACCGGUCAUCUUCUCUUACAGAUAUAUUUUCAGAUGUGUUUUGAAUUCUGAUUUUUAAAAAUAUAUGUAUAUAUUUUUUUAAAACAUAGAAGAUUAUUUUGGUUUUCCUGGGAGAAAAGAGAUUCUGCAAAAGCCAAGACAGGCUUUGCCCCAUUGGAAUAGUGGCACUGUAGGUGAUUUGUUUACAUUUUCUUGAAACUUCCUCAUUGUCUGAAGGAAAAUUGUCUGUGGAGAGCAUGAAGUGAAAGAAAUGACCCAGGACUGAGUUAUAUUUUUGGAGCACACUCCACUUAAAUGGAGUUCUAGAUAUAUUUCAAACCUCGUUACUGUCAACAGCAAACACUGUAGCUGGUUGUAAGGGUUGGCUUAUCCUUCAAGCCAAAUGCUUUUCUCUUCUCCAAAGGGCUUUCUCUGUUUGAUUAAGCAAAUUCAGAAAGUUGAACUGGCUCUUCUGAGGGUUUAUAGAUCUGCUCUGUGCUUUCCACUGCGUCAGGACAUUGUGGUUUUUGUGGGUUAUCUAUGGAGCUACAUGGGCACAAUCGAUCCAGUUUAAUUCAUGUUGUCAAUUAAAACCCCAGUGAUAUAUUAGGAGUCAUUUACAUUGUGGUGGGUGUGCCAGAUGAGGGGUGCAGGAUGCCUCUUAUCCUAACAGCUGCUGUGGGUAUAAAUUCCCUAACCCAGAAACAGAGUUCUGCCCUGUUACAUUCUGUGGGCUAUUUUUAGGGCCUGAUCUUGAGCUCCUGACCCUUCUAAAUCUCCAUUGAUUUCAGUGGGGCACUUGGAUAUACCAGGAAUGCAGAGUCUAGUCCUAACGCUUUAAAUUAUGGAGAUUCUAUAAAAUAAAGCAGUGGCUAUUCAGCGCUGGCACCAGGCUUGGAGACCAACAUUGUCUUUGAAUGUCUCAGCUGCGGGCCACUACCCAACAUUUCUCAGUUUUUGGCUUGAAAUACAUUCAGAAUGGAAUUAUUACGGAGUCUGGAUUAGCAGUCCCUUCGUAUAGGGGCCAUUCGCUCCAGGGCCAGAAGAAUCCAUUAAAAGUAUUCUGUGGGAGAGCUCAUUUAUAGGCACUGGUCUAGCUGUCAGCUUCAUGAAUACAAAUGUUUAUCCUAUGUAAUUAGCACCGAAUACUGGAGGCUUUUUGCAAAUCGUUAUAACAUGCAGGCGUUGCUUAAAUUGAUGAACCAACUAAUCAUAAGCUGCAGAAGGGCAGGGGCUGUGAUUAUUAGACAAUUUUACUUGCUCAGGUAAUUGUGAGAUGCACUUACUUUGUGCUCCUGAUCCUCCAGGGAUAGGGCUGUUUAAGGAUAACACAAGCCCCUGUUGCCAUAAGACCUUGUUUUGCUCCAUUUUAUGUUGAAAGAGUUGACGUUUAGGAUGCUGGAGACCUAAAUUAACAUAACUGUUUAUCAGCCAGUGGGCUAGAUUUACUGGUACAGAGAGAUGGAAAUUACACUUCCUGUUUCAGCCAGACACACCCCCACACACCCCAUGCCUAAUACUCUCCCUAAGGGAGGAACAAGGUUUUUUCCACUGCCACCCCUAUUUCAGCUUCCCAGAAGGUGUGUAAAGGGGAAGGCUACGUUUAAACACCUCCAGGGGCUUCAUAGGAGGUUGCUGCAGGCAUGCGGAAUCAAUACAUCGUAUAGCGGGCCUGCACCCUCCACUUUUUUGAACAGGUUCUUACAGUCCCCCAGCUCUUCAGCAGAAAGGAGGUCCACUGCUGCGCCCUCUUUUCAUGCUGGACUGGCUGCCGCUGCAGGGUUGUGCUGGGAUUUAUGCCCGCGGAAGCCGGGUGAACUGAGAGUACACUCUGUCUAGCGUUCUGAGUUUCAGCACUUGUGCUGCAUCUUGCUCCACGAUCCACACUGUCUGGUCCGUGGGUUUGUGUAGUCUCUCGACUGCAACAAACGUCAUAUGACAUUUUUCCUUCUUGAUGUACAUCCUCACACUGGCCUUUUUCCUGCUUAGUAGGGUCUGUGUUGGAGAGACUGAAAGAGUGAUGGCCAGGCACUGUAUAGCUAAAUUUGUUUUUCUCCAGGAGCUCCAAUUGCCUUUGAAUUCCUUCAGUCCCAGUCAGAGUCUAUUCUCUUGCUUAAUAUGGGGCCAGGGGGAGCACUGAUAUGCUCAUAACUCCUCUUAGCACUAAUGGGAGUUAGUCACAUAUGUUUCCAUCUUCUUCUUUUAUCCCCUUCCCUGCAUCCACCCAUUGCACGGAUCAGAGAAUAGGCCACCAAGGGCCAACUACUUCCCUCAGAUGGAAUCAGUGAGAGUUAUCCACCUGCAUUGCAGGGCGAAAUUGAGCCCUAACACGGGAAAGCCUCUGGCCAUGAUUUGAGGAAUCAGAACACCAGAGUAACAAUUCUUGCAGCAUACCUUGGAGUACAUUUUUAACAUUACACCUCCCAUUAUACAGAAAAUUGCUUGUCUCCCAAUCCCACAUCUCUGCUUUGACUGUUAUGGGGUAACAGAAUAUAGUGUAUUUACAAAAUUUUCCUUGUGAAUGCCUCUUAAAAGCCUUGAAUAUAUAGGUCUUCUGAUAUGCACUGUUACCAGCACAAUUAGGAAUCUACCCAAAGUUGGAAAUGGAAGGCUAACUUUAUGUGAACGUAAUAUUAUACAAAUUGAUUGGCUUUUUAUUUUCAUACUGAAGAAUGUAGAGGGAAUAUUAGUUGGCAUUAAUUAUGAGGCAUUACAUUUAUCCCCAGUAAUAGGAGAUACUCCGUUUUUAUGUAUGCUAACCACAAGUGGGAUAAUUACCAAACCUGUUCAGGCUAUUGUUGCUAUUAGCCCAUGGUGUGGAAAUCAUUUAAUUUCUAGCUUUUAGCAGACUAAUCCUGUCUCAGUGAGUUGGUGGUUUUUUCUUUUUUUUUUUUUUAGAGUACAGUAUCUCAUUCUCUUGCUAUUUCACACAUUGUUUUGUCUGACAGACUUCAUCACAGCAUCAAAAUUAUAAUAAAAUACGAUUACAGUUAACUAGCACUGUUACUGAUUUUUUUUUUUUAAGAAACUACAUUUUUUUUCUUGCAUUUUAAAAUAAUUGUGAAAGCAGAGACACCAAUGCUCAUGUGAAUUCCAUUGCGGCCCAAGUCAUUUGACUCCGUAAGUACAUACUUGGAAGUAUAUAUGGGUACAAUAACCAAGAGUUUUCUGAGAACUUCCUAUUUGUGUGCCUUGUCAUUUGUUUAGCAUUCUAUCACCAUCUUUUAUAACUGUUGUAGCUGGAAGUUAAAAUCUUCUCUUACCUAUUGGUACAUUUGUAUGCAUUCAGCUGCAGCUGAGGCACGUUUUAAGGGUUUGUGGCUACUAACUCCAGUCUUACCAGAUUCUGAGCUUCUCUGGGCUGGAUGAAUUGGAUGGGAGUUGAAGGGGUUCCCUAGCAGAUCCUUGGACAAUAAUCUAGCUUCAUGGUAGUUAUAAAUGGUACUCCAUUUACAGAACCACAGUUCAUUUUCAAGACAUUGCUCAAAAGACCUAUGGAGGAGAGGGCGGCUGUAAAUAUUUGCAGGUGGGGUGCCCAGGUUUGGCUGUGUAACAGCUAUUUCAUUCAUAAGAGCUCAGCAACUAAAUCCCAACAUGUUACUUCAAAAACCAGAGGGAGAAGGGAAAUAGAAGCAAUGGUGUCCUGAGGAAAGAAACAGGAAUUACAAAACAUUUGCAAAGAAUAUGUUUUGGAAGAAUUGCUUGGAGACUAGGUUGUCAUGGUAGUUUUGCUGUCUGUCUGGAUGCUGAAAUUGUUUUUCUUUCUUGUGGUUGAAUACAAUCUCCUUAAUUACCUACUUAAAUAAGUGAUAGCUUCCGAAAGUGGUGCCCUACUUCCACAGUGGAGUGUGGGCUUUUUUCCUAAUACAUAAUGGGAGAAACCCUGCCUCCAGUAAAGUCAAUGAGCAUUUUGCUAUUGAGUUCAGUGGGGUCAGGAUUUUUUCACCCAAGGUAUUCAGAGGCUCCUUUUAACUUCCCCCUCUAUCCCACCCAAAAUGUUGGAACUUAGCAUGCACUGAAAGAUGUGAAAGAUGGUAGUUCCUUUUAUUUCUUAAUACCUUACAUGUUCCAAUGUUUGCUUUAACUGCAAGACGGGGAUAUUAGAUUGAACAGGAACUUCCAUUUAGUGUAAAAUGAAUUAUUUGUAUAAUCUGAUGUACCAGUUGCCAUUAAGAUGGAUAUUGACAUUAAAUUUUUUUUGAAAGAAA
Messenger RNA from Chelonia mydas (Green sea turtle), 6165 nucleotides. It is a transcript of the gene FECH, whose product is annotated as ferrochelatase. Gene Ontology annotation, molecular function: protoporphyrin ferrochelatase activity. The record is from RefSeq and is a predicted model, not a curated record. Bases 238 to 1497 code for a protein of 419 amino acids. Lineage: Eukaryota; Metazoa; Chordata; Testudines; Cheloniidae. Gene Ontology annotation, biological process: heme biosynthetic process. The transcript is spliced from 11 exons.